AUCAAGGCUUCUGCUAGACAUGGGGCGUGAGAUCUGGGAUGCAUGUUUUAGUAUCGGGCGUUGUCACAAAAAACCCCUAAUUUUUUACCACAAGAAUUGGGUGUGGGUAUUCAGUACAGAAGAUGCUUAAUACAAACCUUGAAUUGGUUGAGAGUUUGAAUGGGGUGUCUUGGAUAAAUGUAAUUUUUUGAAUUUAUUAAAUGCUCUUUGACAAGGCAGGAAAAAUUUACAGUUAUCUCCAUAGCCGAAACGUUUGAAUCACCCUGAAAAAUUAUAAUUCCACAGCAAUUAUAUUUUUUAAGGGGCCCUAAAUUAUUUCCCUUUCAUUUUAGGCUAUGGAAGUUGUUUCCCCUUCUUUCUCUUAACGUGGGAUGCUAUUUGUAAAUUAUUUUAUUCUCUUCUGACCAAUUUCACAUUUCUCACACUGUUAUAUAAUUCAUAUUUUUAAAUUCCCAAAAUUUUCAAUCAUUUCACAAUAUUUUAAUCCGUCUACUGCUUUCUUCUACUUAUUCUGAUCAUUUGUCAUCUUAUACCAUAAAUCUAAUUGUUACUUCUAGAUCAACAAAAAUUUUAAAAACUCACACUUCUGAGGAAUAAUUUAAGGUAUGAUAAGGACAUAACGCUCUGAAUUGGAAUAAACUUAGCAAAGAGGAGUAGAAAGAAAACCCGCUGGAAAUUUAAUGUACAUUGGUUUCCAGGCUUCAUUUUUAUUGACACUAUUACUUAAUACCAUAAAAAAGGAAAAUUGGUAGGAAUUUAUAAACAAGUGUUGACAACUAUACACAGACGAGUGUAAAACCGUUUAGAUUUUUACUCACACUUCAUAGGGUGUAUACCAAGAGAAUUCCCAAACACUAAUCCGAUAUGGACUGUGCAGUACGUGCUGUGAGUGACGAUUUCAUUCGUGCACUUGGUGUGGUAUUGACGAAGAUAGUGUCUGACGUCGUGCCUGAGUAUGGUUCCCUAAGUUGCUUCAACUCCAUCAACGCUCCCCCGAUCUCCGAUUACCUCGUCCGAAUUGCAAGGUACGUCAACUGCAGUAAUGAGUGCUUCGUGCUCGCGCUGGUUUACAUUGACAGAAUCAUGAAGAUGCACAAGUUCUCAGUCUCAGUGCUCAACAUCCACAGGCUCCUCAUCACCUCAGUGAUGCUUGCAGCCAAGUUCAGCGACGACGUGUACUACUCCAACAGCUUCUACGCCCAGGUUGGUGGUAUUAAGGUGGCCGAAAUGAACAUCCUGGAGGCCCAGUUCCUCAUGCUCAUCAAGUAUCAGCUGUUUGUAAGCGCCAAGGACUAUGAAAACUGCCGUAAAGGCGUAGAAUCAUCGUCCAACAAGAUUUAUACCAUUCCAUUACUAAGCCAAAAUAAUACCCAUAAAAAUACCAAUAACACUUUCAACAACAAUAAACCCAAGUACUCAAAUGACAACAGAACCUACAACUCUAGUGACAGACUGUACAAUUCAAGUGACAGACUAUUUAAUUCAAAUGACAACAGAGUCUACAACUCAAAUGACAGAGUGUUUAAUUCAACUAACUCGUACGAUUCUGAGAAUAGGGUAUUUAACUCGGGUAAUAGUGGGUAUAAUGGUAAUCCUAUCCCUAAUACUAGCACAUAUACCGGUAAAGUGUAUAAUAACUCCUUGUUUAAUGGACUUAAGGGAUACGGUAGCGGAUACACUAAUGUCAAGAGUUUGUAUGAUGAUUUAUACUCCAAGUUACAGCUGAAUAAGGACAAUGGCAGGUACAACACAGCAGAUAACAAAGGAAAGGCCUAUAACCCGCACAGCUAUUAUAACACAGUUGGCCAAAACUAUAAUACACUCAACUACACACUUAAGCAGAACAACAUUAACCAGAAUACAACGAAUCAUAACACACUGAACCAGAAUACAAUUCACAACACAAUGAAUAACACAAUUCGCCAUAACACGCUCAACAAACCAGUUUACAACACGAUCAAUCAUAACACAGUGAACCAUAACACGAUUGCGCAUAACACGAAUACCCAUAACACACUUAGGAGCACACUAGGCCACGUUAAGUCAGAGUCACUUAACGUACAUGGCGCUGGAUUUAACGAAUAUUCUGGGUACGAUCACGGUAGUACAUUCAAGAACGACGACGAGUACUUGAUAACAAGUGAGAAGCUGAGCUUGUCAAGCUACAUCUACUACUACGGAGAAGACGGCUUUGCAAGGACUGAGUCGACGUUGACAGUGUCGACUUCAGCAUCUGACACGCAAGAAGUACCAGACGAGGCCGCAUUGCGAGAUCGAGAAUCGUUCAGAACCAAGUUCGAUGAGUGCGAAGCGUUUGUUAACGCCCUCGAAAGCAGGUUCAAUGACACUCUCCAGAGAAAAUGCUCAACACACCUAGGACCUGUACAUCAACUCGCCCUUAUCAAUCUCAAGAAUGAUUGGUAAUCUCAUACACAAAACAACA
Theileria parva strain Muguga is the source of this 2443-nucleotide messenger RNA. RefSeq lists its product as uncharacterized. The transcript has a single exon. Bases 865 to 2424 code for a protein of 519 amino acids. Lineage: Eukaryota; Apicomplexa; Aconoidasida; Piroplasmida; Theileriidae. Gene Ontology annotation, molecular function: protein kinase binding. Gene Ontology annotation, biological process: regulation of cyclin-dependent protein serine/threonine kinase activity. The record is from RefSeq and is a predicted model, not a curated record.